Dictyostelium discoideum AX4 is the source of this 1149-nucleotide messenger RNA. RefSeq lists its product as hypothetical. Lineage: Eukaryota; Evosea; Eumycetozoa; Dictyosteliales; Dictyosteliaceae. The transcript has a single exon. Gene Ontology annotation, molecular function: translation regulator activity; ribosome binding. The record is from RefSeq and is a predicted model, not a curated record. Bases 1 to 1149 code for a protein of 382 amino acids.
AUGGAAUGUAAAUACAAAUUAACAGAUUGUUUAAUUGGGCAUAGUAGUGAAGUAACAUCAUUAUCAAUAACACCAGAUCCACAACUUAAUACUAGCUCAAUAAAUUAUUUUGUUUCAGGAUCAAAGGAUGGUACAGUAAUAAUUUGGAAAUCAACCAUGUUAGAAAAUAAUAUACCAAAUACUACUCUUUAUAGGGUAUUAAAAGGUCAUUCAGAUGUUGUUCAAAAGGUUGCAAUUACAAAUGAUCAAAAAUUUGUCAUAUCUGGGUCAUGGGAUUGUAAUGUUUGUAUUUGGGAUAUUCAAAGUGGUGAAUGUAUUAAAACCAUUAAACAUCAAUCACAAGUAAUCGAUAUAUCAUAUCAACGGGCUGAUGUUGAUUAUAUUUCAUCAAUUCAAAGCAAUGGUAUGGUAAUGAUUUGGAAAUUAUUUUCAAAAAUUGAAGAACCAACAUUUCAUAAAUCAUUUCAUAAUGAUAAUAAUAUUAAUAAUAAUAAUAAUGGUAAUAGAUUAAAUUGUUGUUUAUUAGGAUAUCAUCCAACACUUUGUACAGCUGGGAGUGAUAAUAAAAUUUUUAAUUGUUUAAAUGAAUUCAAUGAAGAAUUAAAAUCAGUAAAAUAUAAUAAACCAAAAAAUUUAAAAAGAAAGAUACCUCAAUUUUUCAAACAUAAAGGUGGGAAAAUAAAUUGUAUUACUUUUUCACCAGAUUAUUCAAUAUUAGCAUCGGGUUGUAGUGAUGGUGAAUUAUAUUUAUAUAGUUUUAAUGAACCCCAUUUUGAUCAUUUAAUGCAUUUCAAGACUGAUAAUCAAAUAAAUAAUAUAACUUUUAAUCCAUUAAAAUAUUGGUGUACAGCUGCAAAUGAUAAUAAUAUAAUAAUAUGGGAUUUGGAAAGUAAAGAUGUAAUUGUAAAUAUUAUUAUCGAUGAUUUAGGCUAUGAUAUCAAUAAUGAAAAUAAAAAUGAAAUCAUUUCAAAAUAUAAAGAGAAUUGGAGAGAUUUAGAAUAUCACAAAACUCAAUUAAAUUUAAAAAAAGAUCAAGGAAUUCUUGAUAAACCUUUUAUUCGUUCGCUUUCAAUUUGUUGGUUAAAUGGUGACAUUUUUUAUGUGGCUUGUGAUGAUGGUACAAUAAGAGAGUAUACUUUAAAACAAUAA